AACCGUGAUAAUCUAACACUUUGUUUUUUUCCCGUGGACUCAACAAAGAAUACUAAGAUUUAGAGCGAGAAAUAACCUUUACCGUUUCUCUCUCUAGAACUUCACUAGACGAGUCUUGCACUUGUAACUUUUUUUUUCUUUCUCUACCAACAAAUUAAGGAACUGCGAGUGAAGAAACAUCCAUAACUUCCCCAUUUCCUUUUGCUUUUUAUUUUUCUUUUAAUAAAACAAACUGUUGAUAUAUAAAAUCAUCUCUGGAUUUGGGAUUCAAAACGCAGUUGCGGAAAAAUGAAGCUUCAGAGCUUUUCUCUGGCUUUAUUUUUAGGGUUUCUGCUACUAUCGUUGACGCCGUCGUCGAUGGCCAAAUUCUUGGUGGAGAAGAAUAGCUUGAGGGUGACGUCGCCGGAUUCUAUCAAGGGAACAUACGAUAGCGCGAUUGGCAACUUUGGGAUUCCUCAAUACGGUGGUAGUAUGGCUGGGAACGUUGUGUUCCCGAAGGAUAAUCAGAAAGGUUGUAAAGAGUUUGACGAGUCGGGGAUUUCAUUCAAAUCGAAAGCUGGUGCUCUUCCCACCUUCGUUUUGCUCGAUCGGGGAAGUUGCUUUUUUGCUUUGAAGGUGUGGAAUGCCCAGAAGGCUGGAGCUUCUGCUGUUCUUGUUGCAGAUGAUAUUGAGGAAAAACUAAUCACCAUGGACACCCCCGAAGAGGAUGGGUCAUCUGCAAAAUAUAUAGAGAAUAUAACAAUACCUUCGGCUCUCAUAGAGAAAAGUUUUGGUAAAAAAUUGAAGAGUGCCAUAAGUAGUGGGGAUAUGGUGAAUGUAAAUCUUGAUUGGAGGGAGGCUGUCCCCCACCCUGAUGAUCGUGUGGAGUAUGAGCUGUGGACCAACAGCAAUGACGAGUGUGGAGUUAAAUGUGAUAUGUUGAUGGAAUUUGUGAAGGAUUUUAAGGGUGCGGCACAAAUAUUGGAGAAAGGUGGCUUUACUCAGUUUACACCCCAUUAUAUAACUUGGUACUGUCCUCAGGCAUUCACGUUAAGUAAACAAUGCAAGUCUCAGUGCAUUAACCAUGGAAGAUAUUGUGCCCCAGAUCCUGAGCAAGAUUUUAGCACUGGUUAUGAUGGGAAAGAUGUAGUUGUUGAAAAUUUGAGGCAGUUAUGUGUUUACAAGGUGGCAAAUGAAACCCAAAAGCCUUGGGUGUGGUGGGACUAUGUCACUGAUUUUCAAAUUAGGUGCCCAAUGAAGGAGAAAAAAUACAAUAAGAAAUGUGCAGAUGCUGUCAUUGAAUCACUUGGUCUUGAUAUUAAAAAGAUUGAAAAGUGCAUGGGAGAUCCAGAUGCCGAUUCUGAAAAUACUGUUUUGAAAGAAGAGCAAGAUGCCCAAAUUGGGAAGGGAUCGCGAGGUGAUGUUACCAUAUUGCCUACUCUAGUUGUCAACAGUCGUCAGUAUCGAGGAAAAUUGGAGAAAGGUGCUGUUAUGAAAGCUAUUUGUUCAGGUUUUGAAGAAACUACUGAACCAGCUGUUUGUUUGAGCAGUGAGGUGGAGACAAACGAGUGCUUGGAUAACAAUGGUGGUUGUUGGCGGGACAAAGGAGCUAACAUAACUGCAUGCAAGGAUACUUUCCGCGGGCGAGUAUGUGAAUGCCCCUUGGUAGAUGGUGUGCAGUUCAAAGGAGAUGGUUAUACGACUUGCGAAGCUAGUGGACCUGGACGAUGCAAGAUAAACAAUGGAGGUUGUUGGCAUGAUGCCCGGAACGGACAUGCAUUUUCUGCUUGUUCGGAUAAUGGAGGGAUUAAAUGCGAGUGUCCUGCAGGGUUUAAAGGUGAUGGUGUUAAAGAUUGCAUAGACAUUGAUGAAUGUAAAGAGAAGAAAGCUUGUCAGUGCCCUGAAUGUAGCUGCAAGAAUACCUGGGGCAGCUAUAACUGCACUUGCAGUGGGGAUCUUCUGUAUAUCAGGGACCAUGAUACCUGCAUAAGUAAAACUUCUAGCCAGGAAGGAAAGUCUGCUUGGGCUGCAUUUUGGGUCAUCGUAACUGGCUUAGUUCUGGCCGCUGCAGGGGCAUACCUUGUCUACAAAUAUAGAAUAAGGUCAUAUAUGGAUUCUGAAAUAAGGGCCAUCAUGGCACAAUAUAUGCCAUUGGACAGCCAAUCAGAAGUUGUAAAUCAUGUCAACGAUGAAAGAGCAUGAAACUGAAAAUGCGUCAGCCUGUUGGUGGGAUCAUGUGUUGAGACCUAGUUGUGGCAUACCUUUUUAUCUUUUCAGAAUUCCGAGCAUUGAAUUUAAUUAAUAGACUGUAUCAUAUGAACAAUAAAAAACCGAGAAUUAGAUAGAUGUCCUGCGUUUUUUAUUGAGUGUAGCAAAUUGUAUACUUGAAAGAACUGAAUUUAGGGCAGACUUUUAAGUUAUUUUAGUAGAUUUGUAGGUUUUCUGUUUAUGUGACAUCUUGUUCCACUCUUGUGAUUGUAACUUAUUUUGCUUCUAGUACAGGUUUAUGUUAACACUGUUCUUCCAUUGA
Messenger RNA from Lathyrus oleraceus (garden pea), 2509 nucleotides. RefSeq names its product vacuolar-sorting receptor 1-like. Bases 289 to 2181 code for a protein of 630 amino acids. Lineage: Eukaryota; Viridiplantae; Streptophyta; Magnoliopsida; Fabales; Fabaceae. The transcript is spliced from 12 exons. Gene Ontology annotation, molecular function: calcium ion binding. The record is from RefSeq and is a predicted model, not a curated record.